Molecule: messenger RNA, 3522 nt
Organism: Ylistrum balloti
Lineage: Eukaryota; Metazoa; Mollusca; Bivalvia; Pectinida; Pectinidae
Product: scm-like with four MBT domains protein 1
Exons: 15
Coding region: 1-3522 (1173 amino acids)
Biological process (GO): regulation of DNA-templated transcription
Cellular component (GO): nucleus
Molecular function (GO): protein binding
Source: RefSeq, a predicted model, not a curated record
AUGCCUACCCAUCCAGGUCAACAUGCCAAUCGUCCAGUGUCUAGUCCAUUGCAACUGCCUAACUCUCCACUUUUGUCACCAAAUCCUGGAGUGGCAAAUUUCUAUCCUCAGUUGUCACCAGGAGGGACCAUGAGGGGCCCAAUGACUGUCCAAUCACCAAUUCCUGGGGGGCAGAUUCCUCAUUUGGUUCCAAGUGGAGCCUUCCGUCAGCCAAUGGGACAACCAAUGCAGCAGAUUCUUAGUCCCACAACUCCCAUCUCCAUGGGAAUGCCACUUAGCUCCAACAUCUUCCAUGUAUCAACUAUGGCUGGCCCAACACCAGUAUUUGCUGCAUCUCAGCAGGGCAUGACACAGUUUCAGCCAAUCUUUCUCAGUGGUCAGCAAGCCGCCAUCAUUAAUUCAGUGCCCGGUAGUCCUGGUGGUAUAGGUAUCUUGGGAACAACACAGAAUAAUGGCAUUCCAACAGGACUGUUUACAGCAGGCCCUCCCCCCGGGAGCCACAAUGCUGUACAAACCUUGCAGCAUCAACCCAUUCAAUAUCUAAAUCCACCCAUAUCGCCUGCAAGUCAUGGUCCCCCGUCCAGGCCAGGGUCCUUUCCAGGACCUGAUACUGAAAUGCCAACUGACUUGAGUAAAAAGACUCCAUCAACAUCUAAAUGUAAUACUCCUGAUAUGCCACCUGUGUUGGUCCCAGUGACUAACUCUAGUUCAAACCCAAAUACUCCUGUUCCGGAUAAACCUACUGUAGAAACUACUAAGAAGGAGCCAAACUCUAAAGAAAAACUGGUGGAAAACAACACCAAAACACCUGAUAUUACUAGCAAGACAGAAGAAAAAAAGGGAGAUAAAUCUAGUCCAGAAAGUAGUACCAAGUAUGAUAAAAUUGACACAGCUGAUUAUACAGCAGAUGGGGUUCCAGUAGAAUAUGCUGAACCUGAGUUUGUAUGGGAGGAGUACCUACAGGAGACUGGGGCUGCUGCUGUGCCCCCAACAGCCUUUAAACAUGUGGAAUGUAGUGUUGAAAGUGGUUUUGUGAAAGGCAUGAAGCUGGAGGUUCCCAACAAAUGUCAUACAGACACAUACUGGGUAGCCUCGGUCAUCAUGACGUGUGGCCCAUUGUUACGGCUUCGGUAUGAUGGCUAUGAGGAAGAUACUACAGCAGACUUUUGGUGUGAUCUUAUGACCUCUGAAAUCCAUCCCAUUGGUUGGUGUGCACAGAACAACCAAAUACUGCAACCUCCAGAAGCCAUUAAGGACAAAUUUGAUGAUUGGAGGGAGUUCUUAGUCAAGUCCCUAACAGGGGCCAGAACAGCCCCUUCUUAUCUUCUUGAUAAGACCACAGGCAUCACCCCCAUUGACCAACUAAAACAGGGCAUGAGGCUAGAACUGCAGCAUCCUAUCAACCCCAUGGAGAUAUGGCUUGUCAAAAUUAUAGAAAAUGUUGGUGGUCGACUGUAUCUUAGGUUUGAAGGAGCUGAUACUGCAGCUAAUGACUUCUGGUUGUUUUAUCUAAACCACAGACUACACCCCAUUGGCUGGGCCAAGUCAAAUGCAUAUAGAUACAAUCCACCUAAAGAACUCUUUAGUGAGCACUCCGAGCAAGAAUGGAUGCAGAUUCUAGAAAAAGCCUUACAGGAAUCAGAGAAUAUGAUACUACCAUUGGCCAUAUUUAAGGAUCAGGUGGAAAUCAUCCAUCAUACUUUCCAGAAGGGUUGGAAGCUUGAAGCACUAAACCCCAUUACACGUAACCAGAUUUGUCCGGCUACAGUGGUAGACAUCUUGGACAAGAAGUACUUUCUGGUGGAACUAGAUGACCUACAGUCUGCUGAUCCACAUUUCCGUAUCCGAUUCUCUUGCUACUCUGAUUCUAAGUGCAUCUUCCCCGUUAAAUGGUGUCACUACAAGGGACUCAAGCUAACUGCUCCUAAAGGCUGGCCUAAGGUGGAUUUUAACUGGACAGAGUAUCUUGAAUACACUCGUGGAAAGGCAGCACCAGAAUCCUGUUUUAAUCUAGACAAACCAGAUCAUCAGUUUGAGCGUGGGAUGAAGUUGGAAGCUGUCAAUCCUGAAAAUCCAAAUUUAAUAUGUGCUGCAACAAUCACAAAGAUAGUGGAGCCACUGGUUUGGAUUCAUCUGGACAAUAGUGCACGUGUUGUGGCAAGUCAUAUCGAGCAUGUAGAUUCACACAACCUGUUUCCAGUCGGCUGGUGUGAGAGCAAUGGCUACCAACUGAAGCCGCCUAGGAAAACAGGACUGAAAGGACGUCCACAGAAGCGUGUGGCUGUGGUUCCCCCAGGACUUCCAGAUAAUCUAACUGAUGAAGCUUACACACAGUUAAGAAAUGGUGAUAGUGCAGGGAAUGCUUGGUGUCCAAAGAUCUACUACAACCAUCAGUGUUUCUCUGGCCCCUACCUUAGCAAAGGUCGCAUAGCCCUGCUCCCCAAGUGUGUUGGCCCAGGCCCCAUCUCCCUGGUGAUGAAGGAGGUGCUCUCCAUGCUGAUCAAUGUUGCUUACAAAUCUUGUCGUGUCCUGAGGGAGCUCCAGGUUGAGGGUAAAAUCAAUCCCAACAUGAUGCAGCAAUCACUCAAAGCCAAGUAUAAAGGAAAGAGUUACCGUGCUAUGGUGGAGAUCUGUAGGACCACAGAUCAACUAGAAGAAUUCUGUCGGUCUGUCUGUAUCAAGCUGGAAUGUUGUCCAAACCUCAUCAGUCCAAAUUUUGUCAAUGGCAGCUGUCCUGAAUCAUGUGCACAACUCACAAAGACCAAAUACACCUACUAUUAUGGAAAGAAGAAGAAAAAGUUAGGCCGACCACCGGGUGGUCACACAAACUUGGAGCAUGGUCCCAAAAAGCCCGGAAAACGUGGCAGACGAAGAAAGAUAAGGUUGUUGCAUUUGAAUGAGGCUCCAUUAGGUAUACUGCCAGAUUUAGAGAAAGAGGAAGAGAAUGGUGAUGAGGACAAAGAGAGUGUAGCUAGUGAUACACAUACUGUAGACAGCAGUGGUACAAAUGACUCUACUGAGAAAAUAAUCAAACGCAAAUCAGGAAAGUACAAUAACAAAAGGAAAUAUACUCAUCAUCUUCCCCCGCCAUCAGAGAUUAAAACCAGAGGUGCUAAAAUGCCAAAAUACAGUUUUGAGCGAAGGACUCAUAAGAAGAUUCUCAUCACUCCUGGGUCAUCACCAGUGAAAUCCCUUAAUCAUGGAAAGGGCCAAGGCUCAAAGUUGAUACAUUCCCACAGCAAAGUGGUUAAGGAGGAAAAGAAGGAGCCUAAGGAAGUCCUACAUUUAGAGUCUAACCCACUGAAUUGGUCUGUGUCAGAAGUGGUUCGAUUCAUCAAAACCACCGACUGUGCUCAUCUAUGUCGACUUUUCAAAGAUCAGGAGAUUGAUGGCCAAGCACUGCUGCUACUGACUCUUCCAACAGUACAGGAACAUUUGGAGCUCAAACUAGGACCUGCCAUUAAACUUUGCCAUCAGAUUGAAAAAGUCAAGAUUGCUUUCUAUGACCAGUAUGCUAAGUGA